Molecule: messenger RNA, 1989 nt
Organism: Fusarium fujikuroi IMI 58289
Lineage: Eukaryota; Fungi; Ascomycota; Sordariomycetes; Hypocreales; Nectriaceae
Product: related to tol protein
Exons: 2
Coding region: 1-1989 (662 amino acids)
Source: RefSeq, a predicted model, not a curated record
AUGCCUCGAUGCGCGUUUUGCCGCGCUUUUACUAUUGAUCAGGAUCGUUUUUACCUAGAAUUCCACCCAAAUCUCGCCUCACUCAAGAAAAGCGCUGAAGAUGGCUGCGACUUUUGUCGUCUUUGCUGGACAGGCUUCCAACGGGAAUGGGCAGGUUCUGAGAUCGAAACUGUCCUCAAGGGGAAAGUUCCGGAAGGAGUUACCAAGUUUGAGCCGGGUAUCUGGAUUUAUGUCCAUUUCACAGACUACAGUCCAAUUCUAACUCAGCCACGCAUCAUUGUAUCGUGCGGGAGAUAUAACCCUAUCACUUCCGUGAAGGAAAGCAGCCAUGGACUCAGCUACAUAAACCUAGCCGUCUACGGGAAAGAAGGAACUGCGGCAGGUUCACGAACACCGGCGCGAAUCUGCACCGCGGAAUAUGAACCUGGCUCAUAUAUCACCUUGAUCCGACGUUUCCUCGAAAGAUGUACGAAGUCUCAUCAAGCGUGCGGUGCUGAUGAGACGUACGAAAUGCCUACCAGGGUCAUCGACGUUGGCAACGCGAAACAAGGAGACCUUCCACGACUUAUCGUAACUGGCCAGAGCAUGAAGGAGAAAUAUCUGGCGCUGUCUUAUUGCUGGGGACCCGGUACAGAUACCUUCACGCUCAAUCACAAGACGAUGGAAGGAAUGCUGAAAGGUAUCGACGAGUCCCGCGUCGUAGCCGCACAUCGCGAUACAAUAACAUUAGCCCGCCAAAUGGGCGUACGAUACAUCUGGAUCGACGCUCUAUGUAUAAUCCAAGGCGACAAAGAUGACUGGGAACGUGAAUCAAAGCUCAUGGCCAAGGUAUAUGGCCACGCAACCCUUACCAUCACGGCAGGGAGAUCAGGCGAUGCUCGCAACUCCUUCAUCGCCAAUACCUACAAACAAUCUGCUCCCUGUUGCGAGUUUCCUCUUGGAGAUGGUCUUGGUGGAAAUGUUAUUGUUGGUCCAUUGAGAUCCAAUGACUACGGUAUUACUGAGACUCGCGGCUGGUGUUGUCAAGAGAAGAGGCUGAGCCGUCGGGUCGUGUUCUUUGGCAAAGAGCAACUCUUUUUCCUAUGUCGAAGCUCCGGUUACUCGGAAGACCGCAGCUAUCAGGAAGGUAAAUCUGUCUUACUGCACAGCUUUCUGAAAGAUGGCAACGGGAGUCCGCAAUCGACCCGGGAUCGGCUCCUGCAGUAUUGGGACGAGAUUGUAGUCGAUUUCUCUAGACGUCAACUGUCGAACCCUCAUGACAUUUUCGCAGCACUUGCCUCCAUCGCCGAACCUAUCUCCAAGGCUCUUCAGUCACGCUACCUAGCCGGUCUCUGGGAGGAUGAUCUUGUUCGUUGUUUGCUUUGGAGGCCUGGUUAUAGAGUGAGCAGCUUCUUUGGACCAGCGACGAGACCUUUGCCAACUAUCUUUGCAUCUGCCCCGGUGAUCAGAGCGCCUUCUUGGUCUUGGGCUUCCAUUCAAGGUGGCGUCAAGCCUCUCACACUCCAACAAUUUCGGAGAAUGAAGACAGAGAGCCAAAGAGGAACACCAUUGAUAAGGCCGAAGCAAGGCCGUUGGACGGUAGAUCCUCACUGUGGAGCUGACGUACUGCACAUGCCGUCUUGCGAGCUGCAGCUUCUGGGGCGGAUUCAACAAGCAAUCGUGCUCACGCGAACACCGUCGAGUGAGCUCAUCGCUUCGCUCCGAAAGCAAAAGAGGCCAGCAGGUACUAUGCGCCGGCCAAUUGUGUUAGGGCGUAAGGAGCUGAAGGGAGGGAGCCUGAAUAGAGAUAUGUCGGUUUUUGUGGCGUUAGGGAUUUUUGACUUUGACGAAGAGGGUAUUGAAGAAGUUUGGUGUUUGCAGCUUACACUAGAAGAGGGGCUCAUGCUCUGCAGGAAAGAUCAUGAGACCUUUCAGCGUAUAGGAGUCUUUCAGGUAUGUAAACUGGACUGGUUUGACAGUGUAGCAGAGUCAGAAGUUAGGCUGGUGUAA